Messenger RNA from Cicer arietinum (chickpea), 2209 nucleotides. RefSeq names its product amino acid transporter AVT6E. The record is from RefSeq and is a predicted model, not a curated record. NCBI's taxonomy places the organism in Eukaryota, Viridiplantae, Streptophyta, Magnoliopsida, Fabales, Fabaceae. Gene Ontology annotation, biological process: amino acid transmembrane transport. Gene Ontology annotation, molecular function: L-amino acid transmembrane transporter activity. Gene Ontology annotation, cellular component: membrane.
ACAAACAAACAAAUACAAACAACAUUUCUCUCCCCAAAACUUGCCGUACCAUGCGUUUCUCCAUCUUAUUAUGUCACAUAGAGAACAUUCUGUAGAUUACCCAAUCCAAUCUAAAAUCCAUUCACCCAAAGAUCUAGGUUUUACUCUGCAAUAAAAUCAAAAGCUUCAUCUUUAAUAUCUAUUAUUCUUUUACCUUUCAAUCUGUAAGUUCUUUUUUUCAUUAUUCUUUUUUGUUCUUCAAGAUCUAGAUAUUAAUAUUAUUUAUUUUGGAUCUACCAAAUAAUAAUGUCUCAUCGGAAUGAUGCUAAUUAUACUUCAAUACCUGUUAGCUCCUCAUAUAUAGAAUUGCAGCCACAAAAUGAUUCACCAAACUCUUUUCAAAGGUUAUCUUUUGAUGAGGGUGGGGGUUUUUUAGGAUCUAAGGUUGAUGGUAAUGAUAAUUAUGAUGAUGAUUUUGAAAUUGAUAUUGAUAAUUAUCCUCUUGUUGUUGGACCUAAUCCUAAUAAUGGUUCUGGGGUACCUGGUGCUGUUUUCAAUUUGACUACUACUAUUAUUGGGGCUGGGAUUAUGGCUCUUCCUGCCACCAUGAAAGUUCUUGGUGUAGUUUUAGGGAUUGUAUUGAUUAUUCUAAUGGGGAUUUUGUCGGAGAUUAGUGUCGAAUUGUUGGUUCGAUUUUCGGUUAUGUGUAAAGCAACCUCUUAUGGUGAGGUUGUUGAACAUGCUAUGGGAAGGCCUGCUAGGAUUUUGUCUGAGAUUUGUAUUAUCAUGAAUAAUGCUGGUGUUUUGGUGGUUUAUUUGAUAAUAAUGGGGGAUGUUAUGUCCGGUUCCGCUCAUCAUUUAGGGGUUUUCGAUCAGUUAAUGGGGAAUGGUGUUUGGGAUCAGAGGAAGCUUGUGAUUCUUGUUGUGAUGGUGGUGUUUUUGGUGCCUCUUUGUUCGCUUGAUAAGAUUGAUUCGUUGAGCUUAACUUCAGCUGCCUCAGUCGCUCUUGCGAUCAUGUUUGUCGUUGUUGCUUUUACCGUUGCUUUCAUUAAGCUUGUUGAAGGAAAGAUUGACGCUCCGCGGAUGGUUCCGGAUUUAAGCUCGAAAAAGGCCAUCUUGGAUUUGCUUGUGGUGAUUCCAAUUAUGACAAAUGCAUAUGUUUGCCAUUUUAAUGUGCAGCCGAUAUACAAUGAGCUCGAAGGUAGGUCUCCUCAGAAGAUGAACCGAGUAGGAAGAGUCACCACAAUUUUGUGCAUCUUGGUUUAUUCUGCAACAGCGCUGUCUGGUUACCUAUUAUUCGGGGAAGAUACUGAGUCUGAUGUCCUGACUAAUUUUGAUAAGGAUCUCGGAAUCCGGUUUAGUUCGGCCUUGAACUAUAUUGUUAGAGUUGGCUACAUUCUCCAUUUGAUACUUGUAUUUCCUGUUAUUCAUUUUUCGCUGCGCCAAACGGUGGAUACCUUGGUGUUUGAAGGGUCACCUCCUUUAUCAGAAAGUAGGAAGAGAUCACUUGGGCUGACUGUGGUUCUGUUGGUCUUCAUAUAUAUUGGUUGUACCAUGAUUCCUAACAUUUGGACGGCUUUUAAGUUCACUGGCGCAACGACGGCUGUUUCGUUGGGUUUCAUAUUUCCAUCUCUUGUUGCAAUAAGAUUAAGUCAUAAGGGUGACUUGAGCCAUGUGGAAUGGAUUUUGUCGUGGUUAAUGUUGAUAUUGGCAGUGACUGUUAGCAUCGUAGGAGUCAUUGGUAAUGUGUAUAGCAUGGAGAGUAAGUCUUAGUAACACUUUGUAUUGGUUAAUGGCUGCAUUUCAUAGGAAUCAUGUGGUAUAUCAAGUAAGAGACAUAGGAAGGUGAUUUGUUCCUUGGCUCUGCUGCAUGUAAUUCGAGUCAAGCAGCAUAAGAUAGGCAAUGUGAGGAUCAUUCUUUAAUGCGGGAUAAAUAUUUUUUCUAUUUUGCCGCGGCCAUGAUGAUUAGGGUAUGAGAUGCACAUAAUGCUUCAAAAGAAUUUGAGAAUUGAUGAUUAGAUGUUUCCAGUGUGAAUGGAAUUUUGUGGCUUUUGUUUGCCAUAGACAUAGCUAAUACAGUUCUGUCAAUUCAUGAUGACAGUUCUAUUUUUAUUUUUUUCAUUAAUUUUAUAUAGUAUAAUGAUGUUACAACUUCUAGUAACAGAUUCUUACAACUGCUUAAAAGAGAUUUGUUUCAUUUCCAGCAGAAAAUACGUAGUUGGUUUGCAUA